CGAUUGCAGUCAAUUGUCAUCGACGCUUCUGGCCAUUUGUUAGGCCGGUUAGCAUCCACGAUCGCAAAGAGCCUUCUAACAGGUAAGUGGCAUCCGUAACCACACUAAAGAAUAGUUAUUCUGUUAUCUCGGUGAUUAUUUCACGAAAUUACGUCUUGAAACAAGGCUAGAUAUAACUUCAUGUUUCAUCUGAGAGCCAAUGAAUGGCUUUGAGCAUUAUGAAAAUCAAUUGAAGUCAAUUGAAACCCAGGGGGAAUUUUUAUUUAUAUGUAUUAUUAUAUCAAGACUUCUCUUUUGUAGGAGAAGUUAAAUACCAGUGCACUUUCAUAGACUGGAAGUUAAGCAAAAGUCAGUAAUUCUGAGCAUAAAAAAAAUGAAGAUUAAAGGGAUGUUGAAUUAGUUUCUUGUGGAGUGUUCCUAAAUUUCUCCUGAUACAUUCUAAACUAGCGGUCUGCAGAGGUGGGCCUUUAAUUUUUCCAGAAUAGUUGUCUACUCUGGUUUUACCAGUUCCAUUCAAAAUUGCAAGCACACCAACAUACUUCCAACAAAUCUUAAAAACUAAUUCUGCGCACUUUUGUGAGCAUACUCCCAAAAGUUCUGAUAUAUUCAUAUUUGAUAACUGUCGUCAACUGAUAGCCUUCUUACAAAACUAGAACACUGAGUCAUUCCAAGCUGUCAGCUUCAAUUUUCUGUUGGAGUCAUUUUCAUUGUGUAAUGACCCAGGUAUGAAUCAUCUUUCAUUGAGAGUUCGUAGAAAGCAAUUAAACCUAUGUCUUUUUGCACAGGGCAAAGAAUAGUUGUUGUACGAUGUGAACAAGUCAACAUCAGUGGCAGCUUCUACAGGAACAAGUGUAAGUGGUAUUUGUAAGGCAAUUACUUCUGAGUGCUGUUUUCAAACCAGUGUCUUUUCUCCUAGUUACCUCACAGCAAUAGAUUAUUGAAGAGUAAUUUACUUCAGGACCUGGUAAUAUCCUGUUAGUAUCCAGGUCUAUUUCUUAGGAUUGAGUGCACAGCAUAAGAAAAUGUUACAUCACAAGUUAUUGUUAGUUGCUUUGAAUAAAAUUUCAUUUAAAUUGAAACUUUUGCAUGAAAAGUUGUGGUACUCAAGAAAAUUUGUUGUCAAAUUAUCUGAAUAUACUACUUUGACGUUGUUGGGUGAAUGAUUGACGUUGUGUUCUGUUGUUUAUUUCAGUGAAGUAUCUUGAUUUCCUUCGCAAGCGAACUAACACCAAACCUAGCAGGGGACCUUUUCAUUUCCGUGCUCCAAGCAGAAUUGUCUGGAGAACAGUGAGAGGUUAGUAUACAUAUUUGGUCCCUAAGACUACCUUAAAACUCACUCCUGUUUUAUCCAUGGAUUGAUAAUUUGUUGGUGUGCUUUAGAGAGUUCUUCAUGGUAACAGUACAAAAUUGCAUUAGCAAAUACUAGAGUUGAGUUGAUGUCUUGUAUUUGUAUAGGAAUGAUCCCACACAAGAGUAAGAGAGGAACAGAGGCAAUGAAUCGUCUUAAAGUAUAUGAUGGUGUGCCUACUCCAUAUGACAAGGUAAGUAAUGUUGCUCAUACUGUUUUACAACAGUUUUCAACAUGCAGAUGAAUUAUCUACUCUAAGCUUUUUAAAAUAAGGUUAUUGUCAUAGCUAUUGUUGCUGUGACAAAUGGCUAAGUUGAUGGAGAAAGGAGAAUUUAAAGUAGUUUGAUUUUUGUGGACGAAUUUUGAAAUCAAACAUCUUUUUAUCAAGGCAAUGUUUUGCCAUUUUGUAACAAUUACACAUGGUCAGAUUUUCAGGUGAUCUUAUUUCAUUUAGGCAUUCUUUUUUGUUUUUCUACUGUAAUCAUUUCAUAGGAAAAGCGAAUGGUGGUUCCUUCAGCUCUGAGAGUUGUCCGUCUCAAGCCAGGAAGGAAGGUAAGAUACUUUGGUGCACUGCAAGUGAGUUGUUACACGUCAAGAAUAGGUUAGGAGAAAGGUAGAGAAAUUCGUCAAGGUCAGGGGAAGUUAGUGAACUUUAAUUGAAGUCUGGGAAAAUGUUAACAUGAUUGAACCUGUAUAAAGGGGCACUGUAUUAAGCAGUACUGUAAUGUUUAUGUAAGUGUAGUGUGGUAGGUAAAGGUCUAAUUGUUUUUGGCUAGUUUUUUAAUACUUUUUGACUAGGUUUAAGUGAUUUAUUUUAGUUUUUCAUCCACACUUUAGUACUGUGUGCUUGGUAGACUGUCUCAUGAGGUUGGCUGGAAGUACAAGGUUUGUUGCCCUCUUGACAUGUUUUAGUAUAAACCAUUUAAAUUCUUUUACUCCUUACAUGAACCUUGAGUUACAUACUUCAACAAAUUCUGAGUGUGGAGUUGACUUACACAUCCAAACCUGUUUAUGGUAAACAAUGCAAUCAGUUCUACUCAAACUGGGAAAUUGCUUCUAUACACAUUUCUUUAACGGUAUUUUAGUAAUUCUAUGAUGUUUGUGUAGGUAAAUAACAUGAUUUAGGGUGCAAUUUAGUGUUAAUUAGCUUGAGUAAAUUUUUCAAAGUCAACAAAACUGCAUGAACCUGUAGGGUGAGUGCAGUUUGUAGUCUGAAAAAUUGGCAAGUGCUUAUUUACCCCAAAUUGCACAAGACAUCAUGUUAUCACCUAUUAAUAAUUUACAAGGAAAAAGCAUAACAGAAAGUAAAAACAGACAAAAUUUUGACAGUGCGCAUGCUAUUUGUAAUUUGCACUUGUGUUACAACUUUGCUCUUGUGUCACAUGAAAUAUACACUUGUUUCAGCCAAUCAGAAAUGCAUAAUUUUUUGGCAGUCUAGCUGGCAGUUUUAUGGUACCAGUGGCUUUUGUUGAGAGCACUGACUCUUACAGUGCAACAACAGCAACUGGGGCCAUCCAAUGUUUUAGGGGCAGAAUGUUUGUUGAGGCACGAAGAAACAAAUUAUUUGUAUUAAUUCAGUAUAUCUGUGUUCUCAGGAUGUCCUGGAAACCCUUGAAGAAAAGCGUAAAGCUAAAGCUGCUGUUUACUAUGAACACAAGAAGAAAGUUGAGGUAAGAUGCAGAAUAAGGAAUCAACCAAAUCUAUUUAUCAACUAA
Pocillopora meandrina is the source of this 3063-nucleotide messenger RNA. The record is from the annotation of a GenBank genome assembly. Lineage: Eukaryota; Metazoa; Cnidaria; Anthozoa; Scleractinia; Pocilloporidae.